Entelurus aequoreus (snake pipefish) is the source of this 856-nucleotide messenger RNA. Its product is annotated as splicing factor U2AF 35 kDa subunit-like. Gene Ontology annotation, biological process: mRNA splicing, via spliceosome. Gene Ontology annotation, cellular component: spliceosomal complex; U2AF complex. The record is from RefSeq and is a predicted model, not a curated record. NCBI's taxonomy places the organism in Eukaryota, Metazoa, Chordata, Actinopteri, Syngnathiformes, Syngnathidae. The transcript has 8 exons. Bases 33 to 695 code for a protein of 220 amino acids. Gene Ontology annotation, molecular function: metal ion binding; pre-mRNA 3'-splice site binding.
CGUGAUGACGUCAUUCCACGGCGUCAGCCAAAAUGGCGGAGUAUCUGGCAUCUAUUUUCGGCACGGAAAUAGACAAGGUCAAUUGUUCCUUCUAUUUCAAAAUUGGAGCUUGCAGACAUGGAGAUCGCUGUUCAAGAUUGCACAAUAAACCAACCUUCAGCCAGACGAUAUUGAUUCAGAACAUCUAUCGCAACCCCCAGAACAGUGCACAGACAGCCGACGCAACGCGCUGUGCCGUCAGUGAUGUGGAAAUGCAAGAGCACUACGACGAGUUCUUUGAGGAGGUCUUCACAGAGAUGGAAGAGAAAUAUGGGGAGGUGGAGGAGAUGAAUGUGUGUGACAACUUGGGUGACCAUCUUGUUGGCAGUGUCUACGUCAAGUUCCGCCGUGAAGAGGAUGCAGAAAAAGCAGUCAUGGACUUGAACAACCGCUGGUUUAAUGCUCAGCCCGUCCACGCCGAGCUUUCCCCAGUCACGGACUUCAGGGAAGCUUGUUGCCGCCAGUACGAAAUGGGAGAAUGCACAAGAGGGGGCUUCUGCAACUUCAUGCACCUGAAACCAAUAUCGAGAGAACUUAGACGAAAAUUAUACGGACGCCGCAGAAAAAGGUUUGGACGCCCAAUUCAAUCCAAGGACCGGCGACGGGAUCGCGAAAGACGACGGUCGAGACACAGAGAACGCUCGGGAAGGUUUUAAGUGAAGAAAAGGCUUUUCAUGUAACACUUCUUUCUCUAAUACGCCGACAGUGAAAAAGGAAUUUUGUGUUUUGAUGAAUUAUGACAAUUAUUUUUGUUUUAUCCCCCUUUUUUAUGUAACGAUUAUGUCACUUUCACAAUAAAACAGAUUUUGUUACUCUG